ACCUUCUACGCGUCUCGUCGACGGAGUGACGCACGCGGCUCGUUCGAGUGUCUGGGCCUCGCCGCUGCCAAAUCGAGUUUCUCCCUUCGGCUGUUGAACUUUGCUCGCCGUGUCUCGUAGGCGGGUGAAGAGCUGAUUGUCCGCCGAGGCAGACUGACAGCCGAGGUUGCCUUGACAUGCCCCUUAGCGAAGAGGCUUGAGGAAGCCUGUCCAUACAAACAUGUCUGUAUCCCAAAGGAAAAGGACACGUGUGGACAAUGCUGUCAUGCAAGACGGACCUGCCACAAAACGCAUGACGCUCUGUGCACCAGCCCCAUUCAGCGAUGAGCCCGCGGCUGUGGCAGAGCGAGAGAAGUGCGACUACAGCAUCAAGAUCACAAAGGAAAUGGCAGCAUCAGGGCAAGCACCUCGGCCAAUUAGGGUGUACGCUGAUGGCAUUUAUGACUUGUUCCACCAAGGCCAUGCAAGGCAGCUAAUGCAAGCGAAGUCUGCCUUCCCGGAUGUCUAUCUCAUUGUAGGGGUGAACAGUGAUCAGCUCACUCAUACAAUGAAAGGAAGAACUGUGAUGACGGAUGGUGAGCGGUACGAGGCAGUUCGCCACUGUCGAUACGUCGACGAAGUUCUAAGGGACGCACCGUGGGUGAUAGACGAGGAUUUUCUUCAAAAGAACAAGAUUGAUUUUGUUGCACACGAUGAGAUACCCUACUGUAUGGGCAAUGAAGAAGAUGUGUACAAGCUUAUCAAGGAAAAGGGCAUGUUUCUCGCCACUCAAAGGACAGAUGGAAUCUCCACGUCAGAUCUAGUUGCAAGGAUUGUCAAAGACUACGACGUGUACGUCAGGCGAAACCUCGCCAGGGGUUACUCUGCUAGGGACAUGAAUGUCUCCUUUUUAAAUGAAAAGAAGUUUUUGCUUCAGAACAAGAUGGAUGAUUUAAAAGACAAGAGCAAACAGCUAGUGCAGAAUUUAGAAGGAAAAAGGCACGAAUUCCUUCAGAAGUGGGAAGAAAAGUCAAGGGAAUUCAUCUUCAACUUCCUGGAACUCUUUGGCAGGGAAGGAAGGCUGGAGACAGACCAAAAUGGCGCUACCUUGUUGGACACAGAUGACGAUGGUUUUGCUCCGGGUGCAUCCUCGCACUAUAUGGAAGUAUGCAAUCUGUUCCGACCACCUGCCAAGAUGAGAACCCGACGACCGAUGUCCCGAGACACCUCGCCGUACAGACCGAGCACUCCUGCUGGCUGCCAGACGCCGCCGCGUUCCCUGUCGCCACCUCUGCUUCCGAUGGAUCACAAAUUGUCUGCUGAGAAUCUCUCCGUGAUCGCGAGCUCGAGGGGCAUUCUUCCCAAAUCUAAGAGCGACGUGAACGUCAUCCAGCACAAGGCCCAAGAGGGCGCCAUCAGAGCGGGGAGCAAGUCAUCUGAAAACAUGCAGCCUGCCAAGGCACCCAAACCAUCUCUUCUGGCUAGGGUGGCUGACCAGUUGCAGAAGGAUGCCGCCUUGCAGAAAGAACACAGUGAUGCCAACUGCCAAAAUGGCGAGCUAAAGAAGCCGAUGCCACAUCCUCCAGGGAACACCGCUCCUCCGCAAGGUAGCUCCUCUAAAGUAUUAUUGGAGACUGAUGCCAAGUGUAUUUCGCGUAGCAUCUCCGAUGAAGGCGUCGGUGUGGCCACCGUUCCUGUUGGAAAGAAUUCUCAAGAUGCAUCUCCUUGUGUGUCGCUUCAUGCUGUCCACUCGGGUUCUUCUGAAGUGCAGUCGAAGAAGGUUGUCUCCGGGCUGGCAAAUGAAGACGCCGAGAAAGUGAAUGCUAAGCCCAGCACCUCAGAACCAGUAUCACAUCAUUUGCAAAGAGGCCUUACAGAUUUCUACCUUUCUUACUCCAACCCUGCAGAAAAUGAUUCGGAAGAGUAUGAAGUAAGAGAAAUAGAACCAGAGCCUGAUUACGUAGGUUCAAGUAAAGCUGAACCAAGUGCUACGGCACAGGAACCAAAAGGUUCCGCCAAAGUGCACGAGUCUUCGGUAAACAGUGCCAUGGCAGUAGCCCGUGAGGUGACCACCCCUCAGCAAAUGCAGGUUUCUGAGGUCAGUGGGGCUGAAGAGGCGUCACCCGGUGCAAAGCAAGGCACAACAAAUUCUUAUGUCUUUAACUUAAAUCCUGUAGCAGUGAAAGCUGACAACUCUAUUGACCCUGUUGAUGAAACGUUAACCGUGACGGAAUUGGAUGCAGUGAAAGAACGACCUGGCUCUCCGGUGGAGAGGCGUGAGGAAACUUGACUUCAGGAUAGCAGUGUUCCCAACUUCAGCAACGAUGUAAUAGAGUAAGGGCCAGCUUUCUCCACUUCAUUGAUUGAUUUACACGAGGACAAUAAUUGGGGAACUACAUUACACAUACGUUUGAAGCAAAAACUCUGUUCGAAGACCAAUCUCAACCACUAUAAUGCCCUCUGGAUCGUGAUAGGGCAUGAUGAAGACUAUGCUGCACUGCCUUAGCGAACUGCAGUGGCCUAUUGUGUAUGUCUGUAUGGAGAAGGACCAUAUUCUCUAGAAGCAAAUUAAGAUAUUCCUUUCUCCGCUUUGUGCCUUGGGCCGCUUGCAGUUCAAUUUCUACAAGAUAUCUAGUAAAAGAUGAUACAUAUUUACAUUUACUUGAAGCCGGAUUACAAGGUUCUCCAGUGAGCGUGUGUGCUUCCUUUACAGAAAUGUGGCAAAAAUUACAGUGCCAUAAGGGAAGGGAGGGUGUACCGUGUCCCUAAAUAUGCACUGUCCUUCGCUGAAAGUUUUUGUGUGUUCACUAGUCAGUAUGUAGAGCAUGGCAUUGCCGACACCCUGCCCUUGUUCUCUUUUCAAAAUUUG
Molecule: messenger RNA, 2848 nt
Organism: Rhipicephalus microplus (southern cattle tick)
Lineage: Eukaryota; Metazoa; Arthropoda; Arachnida; Ixodida; Ixodidae
Biological process (GO): CDP-choline pathway
Molecular function (GO): phosphatidylcholine binding; choline-phosphate cytidylyltransferase activity
Source: RefSeq, a predicted model, not a curated record